Hyla sarda is the source of this 7760-nucleotide messenger RNA. It is a transcript of the gene CADM2, whose product is annotated as cell adhesion molecule 2. The coding region runs from base 112 to 1254 and encodes 380 amino acids. The transcript is spliced from 10 exons. NCBI's taxonomy places the organism in Eukaryota, Metazoa, Chordata, Amphibia, Anura, Hylidae. The record is from RefSeq and is a predicted model, not a curated record.
UGACUGCUGUGAAGAAUAAAAGCAAAGUAAGCCAAGGGCAGCAUCCAGUCACGCAGAAUGUUACAGCUAUUGAAGGAGGAACGGUGAACUUGACUUGUCGUGUUGAUCAAAAUGAUAACACCUCCCUCCAGUGGUCAAACCCUGCUCAGCAGACCCUAUACUUCGACGACAAAAAAAGCACUUAGAGACAACAGAAUUGAACUGGUCCGAGCCUCUUGGCAUGAACUGAGUAUCAGCAUUAAUGACGUCUUGUUGUCAGAUGAAGGGCAGUAUACAUGUUCCUUGUUUACAAUGCCUGUCAAAACUUCCAAGGCUUUCCUCACAGUUUUAGGUGUUCCAGAAAAGCCACACAUUACAGGCUAUACAUCCCCAGUUAUGGAAGGAGACCCAAUACGACUGACAUGUAAAACCUCUGGUAGCAAACCAGCUGCAGAUUUAAAAUGGUUCAAAGGUGACCAAGAAAUAACAGACGUUGAGAAAAAACUAGAGAGAGACAGCAAUGGAAAGACAUUCACAGUUGUUAGUGUUCUGGAUUUCCGAGGGGAUCGCAAAGAUGACGGUGCAGUUGUGACCUGCAGAGUGGACCAUGAAAGUUCAGCACCUCAAAUAGCAACACAGGCCUUAGACAUUCACUAUACUCCUACUGUAAAGAUUCUGCCCUCCACUCCUCUUCCACAAGAAGGCCAGCAACUUAUUUUAACGUGUGAAUCUAAAGGAAAACCUCUGCCAGAACCAGUUUUAUGGACAAAGGAUGGUGGAGAGCUUCCAGACCCCGACAGGAUGGUGGUGAAUGGACGUGAACUAACAAUAACUUUCUUGAAUAAAACAGACAAUGGAACAUAUCGAUGUGAAGCAACCAACUCCAUUGGUAAAAACAGUGCAGAAUACAUCUUGAUAAUAAACGAAACUUUAUUUACAACCACAAUCAUCCCCCUUUUCACCACUGCAACAGUCAAAACCUCUGUUACCAUAACACCCCGUUCAACCUCAUCCGUCUCUGGCACCAAAGAUCCCAAUGCAUAUCCUGGUCCAGCUGCAACUGAUCACGCUCUUAUAGGAGGGAUAGUAGCCGUAGUCGUUUUUGUCACAUUAUGUUCAAUAAUAUUGCUUGGACGAUACUUGGCGAGACAUAAAGGGACAUAUUUAACAAAUGAAGCAAAAGGAGCUGAAGAUGCCCCCGAUGCAGACACAGCCAUUAUCAAUGCAGAAGGCAGCCAAGUGAACGCAGAGGAGAAGAAGGAAUAUUUCAUUUAAAUGCAAACCUGGUUACUACGAGUUUUACUUAUCAGGCUGACUGCUGGAAAAAACUGGCUAUCAUUUUUUAUUUUUUUUUUCAAAUUUCAUUCCCACCAUCUUCCGCUCCAUUUUAUUAACUCCUGCUAUCAAUAGCCAGCUUAUGCCAACAAUCAGCUGUUGACAGCAUCAUACUUUAAUUGCAUUUCAUAAUGCGGGACUUUUCUUACUGCAGAAAAAUCUGAAAAAUAAUUUAAAAAAACAACAAAAAAACAUGUCCAUCAUUCUGUUAAAAAUCAAAUCAUACAGUGCUUGAAUAUACAGCCUUAACAAUUGUUUUCCUCUUUAUUUUUUUCUCAUUGUUACAUGAAGUAUGUUCUUUUUUUUUUUUACGUUUACACAAAGAACUUCCAGGCUGCCCUUCUGUAUAUCUCUCCAGCACACAUACAAGUAUAUGAAGACACUAACGUGUAGUAUAGUCCAUGAUACUGAACCUAUUGGCAGUUCUGUGUUUACCCUAUUCUGUAUUGACCUACUUAUUAAUGUUAUGUAGGAUUUUGAUCCACAGCAUCCCUAGUGGCUGGGUGCGGUAUUACAAAAUAAACUGCAAUAAUCUGGACUACAUUCAUUGCUGCAUGUAUAAUAUAUGGAGUGUGUCUUGCCAUAACAUGGUUUUGGUACAGAUUUGAUAAGAUUCAGUUUAUUUGGUGACCACUUAAGGGAAAACACUAUUUUCUACCUUUCACUACAACCAGAUGAUUUCUUUUGAGAAUGAUGUACUAUAUAAAACCUGAACAUAGUAACAGUGAGUAUAGAUAAAUGCUUUAAUAAUACAAAUACUCAUAAGCCAGGGCAAAAGUCAUGUAGGGCAUUGAAUACUCUAGAUGUGCUCAAUGUAGGCGUAAAAAAAUUGUAGAUAAAUUAUACUUAAAGUGAAGGUCCGCCCUUGCAUACCAUUUUUGUUUUUUAUUUAAAUAGGUUUAAAAUUUUGUAUUUAUGAACAACAUAUUUUUAUAUUGGUUAGAGACCCAUUUAUUUUACUGAAAAAGAGCUCCAAAUCUCCCGCAUAGACAUAGAUUUUAAAGAUAAAAUUCUGAGUGCCUGCAGCCACCACUAGAUGGAGCUUAGGAGCUCAAUGCAUACUGCCUUUAGAUAGAAUUCAAAAUUAAAACAGUAGCCUCUUGCGGCUGUCGCCACCAGGUUAUCUUUAAAGUUAUGUUAUGGGAUUUGCCGCUCUGUAGCUAAAAAAAAACAAAAAACACAGCUCUAAUCAUUAUAAACAUUUAUUUAAAAAAAUUAAUCAGCAUGAAAUUUUUUACCUAAAAAUUGCUUAGUUUCAAUAGGUGGACAUUCACUUUAAGACCAAGUAUGUACUUUUUGUCAAUAUCAUUUUUUUCUUUUAGUUUUCCCCCUAUUUUUUUUUACUUCAUCCUGUUUAUUUAAUGUUCUAGUUUUAUCCAUAUUUAUUGUUUCUAAGUGAACUCUACAGUUUUUUUUUUCUUUAGGAAUUGAAAAAUUGUCAGAAUAUUUGCGCAUUUCCGUAUCUUGUAAAUAGUAAAUGUAUUAAAUCAAGUUGAACAUUAUUUGAUACAUAUUUAACUUUUUUGGAUGUAAGCAAGUCACAAGUACCCAUUUUCUAAUGCUCCCCCUCUCCCCCCAAAAAAACUCCUCUUAGAUAUGAACCUACAACCAGUAUUAUGUGUAGAUAAUGUGUUUGGAUUUCUGUCUGUAUGUCCUAGCACUGUUCAAACUUUUCUAGAUCAUCUUAAUUUUUAUCUGUUUUACAAUGGAAGCACAAUGUUAAAGGAAAGAUACUUUAUUCUAACAACCAGUGCAGAGCCUCAGGUUUUUAAGCUCAACCAUAUUUGAGUACAGCUCGAAUUGACAAUUAUUUUAUCGUUUUGCUUUCUAGGAUUUUGUUUAUUAUUGUUUGAUCUUAUUUUUAUUUGGCUCUUCUAAUUGUUUUACCUCUUUUUGUUAAUUUGCUAAAUAUCAAAAAAAAAAAAAGUUGUAUUGCAACAAAUACUACACAGUUUCUGUAUACUGUAAAUGAACUUAUUCUACUAAAUUCCUGUCUAUGCAUUUGUGAGGUAUAACUUAUGUCACAUUCAACGAUACUGAAUUUCUGACAUGCUUUUAACUGCACAGUGAAAGCUUCGGUAUCAAUUUAUCCACAAGCCAUGAUACAUUUCCAAACAUGUCACUGAAGUUUUGGUGAUAAAAAAAAACCUAAAUAAAUAUAUGAAAGAAAAAUCCACUCAACUUAUCAUAGAUUCAAUAUUCCCAACCUGUUGGCUUGAUUUUCUUUCCUCUCCUUCAGCCUAUAAUAAAUAUUAUUAUAUUUCAUUUCCAGCAUUGAUUCCCAAAGUUGGAGAACAAGAAUCUCUUGGAAUUAUAUGCCUUGCCUCAAUAUUCUAGGCAUUGUGCAUUUGAAUAGGGUAUUUUAAGAAGGUAGUUAGCCUAGUGAAAUGUGAGAAGAUGACAACCUAUGAUGUAAAAAUUAUGUCUCUUGUUAUUAGGAUAUUUGGAAUCAGGAAAUGAAGACACAUUAAAACUUUAUAUAUAUAUAUAUAUAUAUAUAUAUAUAUAUAUAUAUAUAUAUAUAUAUAUAUAUUUUUUUAUUUUUUUUUUUAAUAUGGUAACAAUUUUUAGUAAUACUUACCCUUUUUUUUUCCGAAAUAUUUAAAAUAUUUUAGGUUUGCCUGUAGCGCACCACCCAUUUUUUUUCUCUCCAUCAUAUACCAAGUAUGAAUAAACAUGACAUGGUUGAGUGUUAUCAUAAUAAAACAUAUACAGUAUUACAUUCGAAAGAAGUAUGUCUUCAUUGGUGUGGCUGCAUGCUUGUUUUUACAAUACGCACCAUAACAUAUGUGAAAAAUGCAAUAAUACGUUUAACUAUAGUAAAUAUGAUAGUAAGACAACAGGGGUACUGUAGCUGCUAGAAUUACGGUGAAAACUGUAUGGGUUUGCAAAAUAGAUCAGUCCUAAAACUCGCAUUCUGGCUAAGGAGAUGAUGAAGUUAAAGAAAAGGUCACUUGGUAGCGGAACACAAGGGCUACAGAAGAUAUAAGGUCAAACAGUAUAAUCGCUGAUAGUAUGUUUUGUGUUCUGUUUGUGCUAGCCAACUAGAUUGGCCUUGCUCAAGAUGCAUCUUACUGAGCCCUCCUGCUGCCCUAGUCAUUUAUUGAAUAGACAAAACAUAUAUGUUGUAUCCUAUAGGUUCCAAAUAUCAGCUUUGGAUAGUCCAUCAAGGACCUGGCUGAAAAAAAAAUCUCCAUGGGAUUGGUUGUAAUUAUGCUAUAAAAUAGGUAUUUACGUGUAAGGUACUGUAUGACUCCAGCACCCUAUAGCUGUGCCCACCCGGAUACUAUUCCGACAUGGGCAAGAAGCAGAUUUUUUUUUAAUGUCCCCUUAUACAAGUAUGAAAUGUCCUACAUUACUCUGCCAAACAUAUGACAACUAGGCUCCUAUUCUUAUAGAUCCAGUAACAUCCAAAUAUUUUCUGUAGCAUUAUGCUUAAUACGUAACCCCCUCCCCCAAUCGAACUGUUAUUCUUAUUAGUAUUGUUAUUAGCUGUUUAUAAUAGAUGAUACAUUAAAUAUAUUAUAGUAAACAUAUUAUCGGCAGUGUUUUUUUAUUUUUAUUGUAUUAUUAUUAUAAUUUUUUUUAACAAAAAAGAAGUUAAUCACAUCCAGGGUUGCCAGCCAUGAGUAUAUUUACUGAUGGUCAAUUUAUUUGGUUAUUGUCUCUAAAGUAAAGAAAGUAACAAAAAAAACUGCAUUGUAACAUAGGGGACAAUGAACCCUGAAUUCUGCAGAUAAUAUUACAAAAUGGUAGUGAAUGUCACAACUUCUGUCAUCAAAUGGAUAUACAGUAAAAGACAGGAUUUUGCAUUAGAGCGUAUAGAAGAUUUUUUCACAUACCUCAGCCAAGUCAGCAGAUCUGCAGUUUUCACAUAUAUAACUCUAGAAGUAUAGAGUAUAGUAACUCUAGUAUAUAUGAUUUUUAUAUGACAUAUAUAAAAUUGUCAGUAAAAAUAUUUAGAAGAGUUGGCAGCUCCUUCUUCUUUGCUAGGAGAGCUCUUACACGAUCCUCUCUUUCUCUUUCUCGCUCUUCAUAACACUGUGUGUCUUAAAGUGCUACAUUCCUGUAACCUCGAUAGGCAGUCAACAUUUGUAAAUGCAUCAAGUGUGUUUAUGAAGGACUUAAAAUGUUACACAAUUUUUUUUUCAGCGUACGAUUGUGUCUUCAAAUUGAAAAAGAAAAAAAAAAGACAAAAACAAAAAAUGUUCUGUAAACUUUUGAACUGCAUGUUUGUGGAAUAUAUGAACCAUUAAGCACCAUCUGGAUUCUAGUUAAAUAAUUCCAUGCAUAUUCAUUCUUUGUAUGAGUUUCAAAUGAUUUUCAUUUUUUUUUUUUUGCCUCACUUCACCUGCAGAACACGAAAAAUGCUUUAUAGAGUUUACACUUCUAUUCAGAUAUCAAUUUCCUCUUGCAUUAUUAUAUAUAAGAAAAAAUGUGCUUUAUUCACUGUUCCCGAAAUGAUUUGUGGCAUAAUAAUCUGAGGCCAUUAGGAAAUCUAGAAGAACAUCAUCAAAUAUCGGUAGCUGCUCCUAUUAAUAAAGUCUUCCCUUUACCGUUUCUAAAAUAGAAUAAAGACUCUUCCUCCAUGGAUGUAGUCCACUUAAACAUUCCUUGUCAGCUUUUCUGACAUUUUUGUUUUAGUGAAAACUUGCAAAGAAUGAGAAAUCCGGAACAUCUUUUUCCUCUCUGCUUUGUGAUGGUCCUUAGGUACUACCAUUCUCCUUGUCAAUGGCGUCAUGCAAAAAGAGCAAACAGUGGUAACAGUGUUUAACUGUGUAGGGUCACACCCUAUUGACAAAUAAAAUUGUCAGUUGUCAUUUUUUCUUCUUCAUUUUUAUGAAAAAUUAAGGUGGCCAUAUAUUUCUUAUCAACUGUUGUUCACAUGGUCGAUUGUUAUCUCUCCCGACUUCCCCAUACAGUUUUUCUCCCAAAACAAUAGUGUUGGAAAGUGAAAAUUCAACACAACUGACCUUUUUUUUCACAGACAUCAUCUGUCAAUGGGGAGUUGAGAGGCCACCAUAUUCCUUCUUCCAAACACCCUCAAGGUAGUGGGUUUUGCUGACUUUAGUAUAAGGUGUAUGGGUACCUUUACAGAGGAACAGAACAACCCAAAGAAGAAAAGAUGAUCUAUAUGUUAUCUGACAGGAAUAUUAGUUUUCAUUAGAUGAGAGCUGACAUGAUAUAUUUAAAUAAAACCUGUUAUUACUUUCAUGAGUUAUAGGGGCAGAACCCAGCAUAUUUUUCCUGCCCUAUGAAUCGUGCUUGACAGAUCUCUCCAUAUUUGGGUAUAGGGAGGGAUCUUUCAAUCUAGACUGGCAGGGAAGGUUAAAACCACUGGGAAGCACCUCAAAGACUCAUGGUUCAAGCAGAAUGAAAGUGAUGACAGCUUUUCUUUAACCACAGUAGUCAAAUCCCCGACAUCAGACCUCAGAGACCUAUUGGGACACAAUACAUUUCAAAGUGUGAACUUGUUCUGCAAAACUCCUUCAAUGUAGGAUGAUCCUAGAAUUACUGGACAAAUGGAAGACACGUUGUUCUAUGACACAAUAAACAUUUGUGACCAGAAAUUAGAGGAGGACAAAUAUCCAUGCAAAACUGUGUGGAUAGCAAAGAGGGGCCCCAUUAUACUUUAGCCAAGAGCCACUUUUGCUUUGCAGCUCUAAGGCCCUAAAGUAUACCAAUCACAAGUUUUAAGUUAGAAACUAUAAAUUGGUAACAUACACAAAUCACUGGGAACGAGCAUGCAUUCGUACUUGUGAGAAUAGAUGGUCUUACUGUAGCAUAUUUCUGCAAUUGUACAGUUUAUGGUGUCUAUUAAUCAUUGUAAUCACAAAUAUACAAUAUAUUUUUUUUUCCAGAGGACUGAAUUGUUUAUCUUUAAAUAUGUUGUCACUAAAAUAUUGCUUCCUAUAAAUCUGUUUCUUUGUCAGCAUUGCAUCCAGGAAUUGGGCAGGAAUUGUGAUGAGUAGUUUUACUCACCGAGAACAAACCUAUAUAAAAGUUCUAAAUGUCACACAUUUCAAAUGUUUUUGGGAUGGUAAAUUUUGCAUUAAGAGUAAAUCUGUAAUUCAUACCGAAAGCAAAAACAGAAACAAAACUUUUUUUCUAAAAAAACAAACAAAAAGAUGAUGAUAUGUAACACCUCAUGUAUUUUCAUUUUAAUGUUUAAAUAAACAAAAAUAUAUUGAUGAAAAGAAUCAUGUGUUAUGAUGUAAUUCACAAGUGUGAGGGGGUUGAGUUUACUCUGUGCACGCGUGCGUAAGCGCGCCUUGUAGUUACAUGCUCUUCCAUGUAACAUAGCAGUUGUAGUGUAAUUUAGUGCCACUUAUCUGUUACCAAAUGAAAAUACCUGUACAUAUGCUUCUUUUUCCCUGUUAAAGGUGAGAUGAGCAUCUCUCAUGUGGGACAUUUCUAUUUCUUCAAUAAAAAUCUAAUGAAAUAAA